CAAACUUUAAAUAUCUCGUCUUCAGUCAGAAAUAAUUUACCUAAAAGUUUUUAUGACCAACAAUCAUUGGCAUCUAAUGACAUAUCUUCUUCAGAUAGAAGCCCGUCACCCAAAAGUGCUUAUGAUCGACGAUCACCAUUUCUAUUAAAUAAAAACCGUUCAAAGUCGACCAAUAUCGCAUCACCUUCCUUAAUUAGAAAGAGUUCUUUUGAAGAGGAUUAUGAUCAGCAACUAUCAGCAUUAACCGCAAUUAAUACCUAA
Cetraspora pellucida is the source of this 261-nucleotide messenger RNA. NCBI's taxonomy places the organism in Eukaryota, Fungi, Glomeromycota, Glomeromycetes, Diversisporales, Gigasporaceae. The record is from the annotation of a GenBank genome assembly.